Molecule: messenger RNA, 307 nt
Organism: Drosophila biarmipes
Lineage: Eukaryota; Metazoa; Arthropoda; Insecta; Diptera; Drosophilidae
Exons: 2
Coding region: 1-225 (74 amino acids)
Source: RefSeq, a predicted model, not a curated record
AUGGAGUGGUUUGUAAAGUUGCUGAUUUAUUUUCAGAUUGCCUGUCUAGGCCUCAGCGAAGUUUAUGGCAUGCACAAUCCAAUGAUGCGAAUUCAUUGCGAUUUGGGUGAGCUCCUAACAUGCAAGUUUAAAUUUGUUCACUGUUGGCUCUACGAGUGCGUUUGUCUUCCGGAGCACAUUUAUCUAGGGCUUGGAAAUGGUUGCCUCUAUAUAGAAUUUGCUUAAUAAGCUAGUCUACCUAUACUAUCAUGAACAAUAGCAAGUGUUUUAAAUAAAUAAAAAAUAUAUUGGCUCACGUUCUAUUUUA